AAUUGAAAACAGGAGAAUUAAGCAGAACGCGACACGCUGCUACAGCGAUCACUCGCGUCACACCAACCAGAAACUUCCAAAGAAGCGCGGGAAAUCAUCCACCGAAGACGAUGGCGGUUUUUACGCGUUGCAAAUUGGCUACGGCAUUGUUUCUUAUGGGUUUAUCUCACGCUCUGUCUGCACCCGUCGCUCAGCAAUCAGGCGACGGAGCGGGUGCCAAGUUGGAUGUACCGGUCGAGCAACUGGAGAAGUUGAAAAUGGUGGAAACCGGUAAAGAGGAACCUGAAAUUACUGAACACAUGGAGUACCACAGACUCGAUGCAGUAAAGACAAACGGCGAGCUGGUGUCGCGAUUGGAACAGCACGCGUCAGCGGAUUCGGCGCCUGGCGAGAAGCCCCAUGUACACGCGCAGGCGCAGCUAGACGUGCCCGCUGAGGGCGUGCACCGCGUGCUCGUGCAGGAUGGCGCGCACGUGAGCGUGCAAGAUGCUACCGCCGCGCCUACCGCUGCUAGUGAGGAACAAACCACUAAGGUGUUCCAUGGAGCGGCUCGUUUGGUCCAGCCAGGAUCUGCUACUAAUAAUCCUCAAAAUGGGCAUUCAGCAGCACGACGCGCCUUUAACGCCGACAUCACUAAGGAAACAAAUAAUAACAUGGACCAUUACUCUUCCUACACUGGAGUGCAGUACUCUCCUUUGGAUAUGGCGGAAUACGUAUUUUGGACAGGUGACGAGCGUGGUGUCACCGCUUCUAUCGAAGACUUCCUUCAAGAAGGAUUGAUGACAAAGGAAGAAGCAAUCGCAUUCCUGCAAGAAAUAAAGUUCAAUAUUGAUUACCUGCGCGCCCAUUACUCACAAAACUUGAAGGCGGCUGAAGAGUCUGCUCAGCAAGAGAAACUCCGAAACAUGCUUAUGGAACAAGCGAACGCUAAGGAAUACCAGUACCGAAAUCCGGUGACACUGCAGUCAUUCCCCUUCGGUAACAGUCCCGACAUCAUAAGGACUAUCGCGAACAAAAAUUGGGAGCUUAGCAACAAUCUCGCUCCUAUACCAGCACUUCCAAUCACGUCGGAGUUGCGGCCGGAUCCUGUGAAGAGGGCGUAUGAUCCAAUGUUGCAGACGAAUAUUAUAAGUACAUCAGAUUACGAUCGAGACGGCCCUAUCAUCAGUGAAGAAGAGUAUGAAGAAAUGAUGGAUAAAUUGAAAGCAGCUGAUACACUGUACACUGAGUAUACGCUCGAAGAAAUUAUUUAUCAGCUUGCUAAGAUGAUGUUCUCCCAGUCGCUAUCUCGAGACCCGGCAUCGGCUCGCGCGGCCACACAACGAUUCAUGGCUUUCCUGGAACUAGAGGCUGAGAGGGGACAACUGUCACGCACCAUUGAGAAGAAAGUACUUGACGUUAUGAUUGCUGCUCUUACCGAUACAAUUGGCGACCACCCCGAAUUGCUGCAAGCUCGUGAGGGACUUGGUGUGAAUCCCGCUAACAGACUAAUGCGCCAAUUCCUCGAAGCAAGUGCAUCAGAACCGAGCAUGUCACGAGCUAUCCUCGCUGCAUACAAAGACGAACUGCUGAAAGGGCCAAUGCACAAAAUGUCUUUCUCUGAAAGGAACUAAGCUGUAACCCAGAGGUAUCAGUUCGCACGACUAAAUGGUUUGUAGCAUUGAUAACAAAACAAGUGUCAAUUAUCUGUCAAUUUUCAAAGAUUUACAUUUUUGCUUUACUUUGUUAGCGAACUAAACAAUUAACUAUAAAUUAUGUUACAUAUUACUACCAUUAAAACCUUUGUAUAUUUUCAUUUGGAUUUUUGAAAUAAAUUUUUGCCAUCAAAAUCUAAGUUUUCGGUGACAGCUCAAUAAGAAUAUUAUUGCACGACUAAUGUUUUAGUUUAAAUAAUCAAUUUAGAAACAUUGAAAAAUGUUCAAUUGUUUUUAAAAAUUGACAGAUAAUUACGACGUAACUACACUACGUUAUGAACACUCUUAACUUUUUAUUCACGUUAUCUUUUCACGUGAGUAUUGAAGAUAAAAAUAAUACCCAACUAUUAGGGAAAUAUGUUGAUAUUAUUGACUAUAAUCAAUUAAAAAAAUAUUUUAAACAGUUUAUGCAACCUUAUUGCUUAUAACAAGUUGUUUUUCUUGUUUCUAAAGUUAAUUAAAGCUGUAAUGAGUUUGUUAGUGUUGCCAUUUACCAUGAGUUAAAAUUUAAAAUAUACGAAUUACCUAGUCGUGCGAACAAAAUAUAAACCCAACAGUCUUUAUCCCAUAACUCUGUCAGGAUUUUAUUUAUAAUUUAUACAGUAUAAUGAGAACUGAUACAAUACAGUCACAUGAAGAUAUGCAUACCCACAAAUACCAGAUUAUACUGUGACACCCAUAAUACCAAGCGUGGAUUUGAUAAAGAUCGAUGUAUCAAAGAUUAUAAUGGAAAUAACGAUUUCAAAUAAAGGAUCGAUUUUUCUUUUAUUUUUAAUAGGAUAGGGAGAGAGAAAUGCAUGUGGGAUUAGUGACUAUCCGCAUUCAUAAAAACGUAAAUCCUAGAAUAUAACUAUUUAACUAAGUGUAUUUAUCGUAUCGGUGUUAAAUCACUUUUUCGAGCUUGAAAGGAGGCGAAACACUUUUUAAUGUGGUAUUUAAUAUCUAAUAAUGUUGCCAGUGUCAAGUUUCCAUCUGUUAUAUAAACUGGCUAAAUAAUAUUAUAUGUGUUACAUAUUUGACGUUUUUAUGAAUAAAGUUUCGUUCACACAGCUCCGCGUUUAGAAUCCGUCAGUACUCGUCAGGGACGAGCAUUAAUUGCUUAAGUACUGUUUGCUUUGCACUAUUUGCAUAAUUUUAUGUAAGACGUAUUCGAAUACUCAAUAUCCCAAAACAUGCUGUAAUGUACGUGUAGUAUGUUAUCAGAUUUAAAUUGAGAACAAGUCACAAUUAACACACGAUUUAACAUGCCAUAUUUUGUCACAUUAAUCUUUAUAAAUUAUAUAACUAAAAAUUUAUGUUUAAAAUGUAUACAGAAAAUCAUAUUUACAAUAUUUAAUUGCUAAAUACUUUUGUAUUAUGAGUAAAAUAGGACAUCGUAAUGUGUGCAUCCUAAAACGCGGAAGUAGGUUUCUGUACUGAAGUCUAUUUUCCUGAUAUAUGAACACGGAUAAUGGACGGCUCGUCAGUCGACCGACAUUGAAAAAUCACCAACGGAACUGUGUGAAUAGCGCUGAGGGUAGUGCGUGUAUACCUUUUCUAUGGUAUACAAGAAUAUUAGCAAAGCAAGGGAAGUAAAGUAUGACAGAAUUUUAAUUUAGGUAUAAUAGCCUAAUUUUCAUAUUUUCUUUUUUUUUUUCAUUCUAAAAUUGCUCUCUAUUUUCCGUUUUAUAUAAAUACCCCUUAUCCAUACCUUCCCUUAUCCAUGUAGUAUAUUUUUAGAACUUCUAAGUACCCAAAAGUCAGUUACUUUAGUAUUUACUUUUUUUUCGUAACAUAUUAAAUAUUACAUUUAGUGUUACUUUUGAAUAGGUGUUAUUAAAAUAUCGUAAUAUAAAAAUGCCAUUUUAAUUUUAAGCGUGGAAUUUCUAAAUUCCUUGUAGUUAUUUAUUUUGUACGCUUUGUACCUUCUUUUUUUUAUUUUGAAUUUGAAUAUGUUUCAUCAAUAAUAAACAACCAGAUUCAAUCUAGGUAGAUAAGCAAGAAGAAACUUCUUAUUACCUAAUUUCCGAAGAAAGAAUGAAUAGUAAUGUUUUAGAUGUAUAAAAAUGUAUGUAUGUAUGUAUGUUUGGAUCUUUUGGUCAAUGCCUAGUUUUACUGACUAUUAUAAAUAGGAUAUCGUUAGAUUUGUCGAUUGAAAGUGUGUUAUAGGUUACACGACCCUUAUAAAAUACCUGUCGUAAAAUAACAAAAUUUCGACUUUUACUUGAACCGACCGAGAAUGGAACCCAAGUUUUAUCCGGACAAAGUCGUGGGUAAAAGCUAUAAGUAAUAAUAAAUUUAUCAGGUUUAUUAAAUCGGAUUACUUAUCUUCAUUUCUGGAAGGUUCUAUUGAUGAUGAAAUAUGCUCAAACACUUACAGUACCCAAACGUGUAAUCGUGUAGUACUUGGUAUAUCGAUUAAUAUUCAUUUGCAUGUUUUAUGAUUUUGUAAAUAGCUUCUAAACAAAUAUAUAAACAUUGUGUACGCCCUAAAAGACUUAUUGCAAAUGCAGCUAAUAUAAGAGUUUAUAAUUAUUACUUAUAUAAAUUUAACUUAGAUUAUUAUGUGGAAAGUAGCUUUGCAUGUAAACAAUACAGUGUUACCACGAAUAUAAUUCUUCUAUCUUUUUUAAUUACAUUUAAAAUAAUAUAGUAAAGCAGAAGGACUUGUUUGUAUGAACGCAUUAAACUCUAGAACUAUCAGUCUGUUUUUUUUUGCUUGAUUAUAUUAUUGAUUAUUAAGGAAUGUUAUAGGCUAUUUAACAUUACGACUACAGGGGAAGUCGCAGGAUAAAGCUAGGAAUAUUUAUAUACACAGAUAUGAAUAAUGUAUUUUAAUUGCGGUUCUAUAAACUAUAUUAUUUUAUGUUAUUUUAAAUUUCCUUUUCUUGUACGGAUAUAUCAUGCUUUGUUCUCCUAGUUGCUUUUACGACAUUAUAGUUAUAAAAAAUUAAAGAACUUUGUCGUAUUUUUGUUAUGUUACCACAUAGAAAAAUUAAAUAUAUAAAUUUAAAACACACAAUAAAAUAAUAAUUUUAGAGACCCAAUUACCUAUAUAUCAAAAUAUUAAAGAUAUUGUCCGUUUAUAAGUUUUAUGUGAAAGGAAAAAAACUAUGACUUCAUAAAUUAAUUAAAAUUAGUACAGAAAUAAAAAUCCUUCACGAAGCAGAGAGGUAUAAUAGAGUGCAAAUUUAAUAAUUUAUCUUUUUUUUUAUGUCAAUAUUUUAAAUAAUGUCGAAAAUAAAAAAAAAUCUCAACUGCUCCUAAAAUUAUUUCCGUGGUAGAACUGUAUUCACGUUUAGAUUUUCUGUUCCAAACGUAGAUGAAUUGUGUUAAUCAGUAAGUAAUUAGUAUAGAAUAUAUUAUAUAGAAUAUAAUUAUAAAUUAAUAGCUAGUCAAAUAUUUCUCAAUAUUUUUCUACCACAAAAAAAAAAGAA
Galleria mellonella (greater wax moth) is the source of this 5110-nucleotide messenger RNA. RefSeq lists its product as uncharacterized. The record is from RefSeq and is a predicted model, not a curated record. The transcript is spliced from 14 exons. Lineage: Eukaryota; Metazoa; Arthropoda; Insecta; Lepidoptera; Pyralidae. Bases 111 to 1613 code for a protein of 500 amino acids.